Rhodotorula graminis WP1 is the source of this 2573-nucleotide messenger RNA. RefSeq lists its product as uncharacterized. The record is from RefSeq and is a predicted model, not a curated record. The coding region runs from base 1 to 2355 and encodes 784 amino acids. NCBI's taxonomy places the organism in Eukaryota, Fungi, Basidiomycota, Microbotryomycetes, Sporidiobolales, Sporidiobolaceae. The transcript is spliced from 12 exons.
AUGCGGCUCACGCCCGUUCUUCUCGCCGCGGGCGCAGGCGCCCUCGGCGCAGCCGCCUCGGCCCACCCUCAGCCUCUCGACGUCUCGCCGGCUCACACCGCUCAUUCUCUCGAGGCGCGCUCGCCUCUCUCGCUCUCGAUCGGCGGCAUCAACCUGUGCAUCGGCCUCUUCUGCCACCGUCCUUCCCGUUCCUGGAAAUGCUCUGGUUCCGGCCGCGACGGCUACUCGGUCGACUACAACGGCAAUACCCGCCCGUCAUGGGCACCCGCCAGCUUCCUGUGGUUCGGCGCCGACGUCGGUUGGGCGCCGCCAAAGGGCUUCUCGUGCGGCACGUCGUGGCAGAUCCCGUCCGCCAUGCACGGCAAGCUCGACCUCAUCACGUGGUGGACGCCGCCCUCGUCGUGGCUCGACGCUCACGUCGGCGUCGACCUCGGCUUCAAGGUGCCCUCGUUCUGGGGCUUGAUCCUCGCUCCCUCCAAGGGCUGGACCUGCAGCGGCAACGGCAAGGACGGCUUCUCGGUCGACAUUCACGGCGGCGGCCGUCCCUCGUCGGUCCCGGUCGGCUGGCUCUACUUUGGCUCGUCGAUCGGCUGGGCUCCUCCUGUCGGCUGGUCGUGCUCGUCGUCGUUCGAGUUCCCGAGCGCGUUCCUCGACGUCGCGCACCUUGUCACCUGGUGGAAGCCCUCGUCGGGCUGGCUCGACGCUCACGUCGGCGUCGACCUCGGCUUCAAGGUGCCCUCGUUCUGGGGCCUGAUCCUCGCGCCCUCCAAGGGCUGGACCUGCAGCGGCAACGGCAAGGACGGCUUCUCGGUCGACAUCCACGGCGGCGGCCGUCCCUCGUCGGUCCCGGUCGGCUGGCUCUACUUUGGCUCGUCGAUCGGCUGGGCUCCUCCUGUCGGCUGGUCGUGCUCGUCGUCCUUCGAGCUCCCGAGCGCGUUCAUCGAGAUCAUCCACCUCGUGACCUGGUGGAAGCCGUCGAACGCCUGGAUCGAUGCGCACGCCGGCGUCGGCCUUUCUUUCACCCCGCCUCCCUGGUGGGGCAUCGCCAUCACGCCCUCGAAGAGCUGGCAGUGCAACGGUGGCGGUCGCGACGGCUACCCUGUCGACUCGAACGGUCAAGCUGCGCCCUUGUGGGUGCCGUCGUCGGGCUGGGCCUGGUUCGGCGCAAGCGUCGGCUGGCAGCCUGUUUCCUGCCCCUCGACCUGGGCCAUCCCGAGCCAGUGGCGCAAGACCUGCUCGAAGGCGACCUGGUGGACGCCUCCCUCGAUCUGGAUCACCAAGCACAAGUCGCACGACUUUGGCUUCUCGCUCCCGACCCACUGGGGCGUCGACAAGUGCGGCUGCUCGUGCGGCUGCGGCGCCGGCGACGCCGGCAUUACGACCACCUCGCGUGCCCCAGCCUCGACCUCGAUCGCCCACACGACCACGACCGCUCGCGCGACGACCACCUCGGCCAAGCCUGUCACCUCGUCGGCGUCGACGUCGAAGCCGGCGACCACGUCCAAGAAGCCGGCGACGACCUCGUCGAGCAAGCCCUCCUCGACCACCUCGAAGAAGCUGGCCUCGACCUCGACCUCGCACAAGCCGGCCACCACGACAUCGUCCAAGCCUGCGGCGACCACCACGUCCAAGAAGCCGUCGAUGCCGACGAGCAAGCCUGUCACGACGAGCAAGGCCGGCACGACCAAGACGGUGACCUACAUUGGCGACGCCUCGACUGUCACGAUCCCGGGCGGCAUCGUCACCGUCACGCGCACCGUCUCGAUCUCGCAGCCCGAGCCGACUGGCCGGCCGAGCCAGGGGUGGUCGUGCGACGGGUCCGGCAAGGACGGCUACGAGGUCGACUGGAAGGGCAACGGCCGGCCGGCCGAGUUUCCCGAGGGAUGGUACUGGUUCGGCGUCUCGUCGUGGCAGCCGUCGUCGCUGCAGGUCACCGUCAUCAUCAGCAGCCAGAUCAGCUGGUGGCUGCCGCCGCCGUCGUUCAAGCUUCCCUCAAGCGUCGACUGCCCGACGCACUGGACGUCGCAGGGCUGGAUCGACACGCGCAUCCCGUCGGCCUCGUGGCAGUGCAACGGCUCGGGCGAGGACGGCUACGACUUCGACCACCAGGGCCACGGUCGCCCUUCCGGCGCGACGCUCGGCUGGAAGUGGUACGGUCGCACGCACGGCUGGCAGCCCUGCAAGAGCUUCCAGCUCCCGUCGGCCGACUACUCGCCGCCGAGCUGGUGGGUCGCGCACCGCGCAACCUGGUGGCGCCCUACGUCGAGGUGGAACCUGCGCAGCCAUCGCUCGUUCAAGUGCCCGACCUUCUGGCGCUCGUCGCGCAGCCACUUGCGCGGUUCGUGGAUCUGGUAGAUCCUCCUCCUUCUCUCUCGCAGAGCCUCGUCCCUCCCCACCCUCGUUAGACACUCUCUCUGGACCCGCCUUUGCUGUAGUACUCGCACUCCUCCCCUCCUCGCUCGCGUCGUCAUUCGCGCCGCGCUCGCCUCUCUUUGGCCUCUCCGAGUUCCUCAUGGACAGUUUCGCGGCUCCCGGGCCCUGCAAUUCACUGCAACGUCGAUGCCUGAGCACUC